This is a messenger RNA of Hemiscyllium ocellatum (epaulette shark), 2267 nucleotides long. Its product is annotated as mitochondrial intermediate peptidase-like. The transcript is spliced from 19 exons. Gene Ontology annotation, cellular component: mitochondrion. Gene Ontology annotation, biological process: peptide metabolic process. The record is from RefSeq and is a predicted model, not a curated record. NCBI's taxonomy places the organism in Eukaryota, Metazoa, Chordata, Chondrichthyes, Orectolobiformes, Hemiscylliidae. Bases 45 to 2147 code for a protein of 700 amino acids. Gene Ontology annotation, molecular function: metalloendopeptidase activity.
AUGCCGGAAGUCUUUGGCCUGCGUUGGAGCGCGAGUUCCUGGAUAUGUUGAACCGACAGUUGAUGAGACUCUUUAAAUGUAUUCAAGCUGGUCGCUUAAAAAUCUACAGAAAUGUCUCCACUUCGUGGUCUCCGGUGGGAGCGGCUUUCAAUGACAAACCGAGGAGAAAGGUGGAUCUGUUUGGGAAGAACGUGGGUCUUUUUGGUGUACAUGAGCUGAACUCCCCAGUAGGAUUUCAGGUGGCUCAAGAAAAUGCACUGAACGAAAUGGAGCAAUUAGUGGAACAAGCAUGCAGAACACCACCUGGUCCUCAAGUUGUUCAAAUCUUUGACAGACUUUCAGACUGUCUUUGUAGAGUUGCUGAUUUGGCAGAUUUUGUUAAGGUAGCACAUCCAGACCCUUCAUUUCGGGAAGCAGCGGAGAACACCUGUAUGACCAUUGGCACAGCGGUGGAAAAAUUGAACACUAAUAUUGAACUUUGUAAUAGUUUGAAAACCUUACUGAAUGAUAAGGAAGCCAUGGAUUUGCUGGAUCCAGAUACAAGGAGAGUGGCAGAGUUGUUUAUGUUUGACUUUGAGAUCAGCGGAAUUCAUCUGAAUGAGAAGAAGCGUAAAAAGGUCGUGAACCUUAACGUUCAGAUGCUGGACUUGAAUAAUAGUUUUCUGCUGGGCACUCAUUUACCCAACAAGAUUGAUCGAAGUGCUAUCCCAGAACACAUUCAGCACUACUUCUCCAUACAGAACAAUUAUGUUCAUGUGAACAGUCUUCAUGCGGAUGUUCCCGAUGACUUAGUGCGAGAAGCUGCUUACAAGAUCUUCUUGUAUCCCAACCCUGAAAUGCUACUGUGUUUGGACCAACUAUUGGCUUGUAGGAACCAAUUGGCACUCUUAGUUGGUUAUGAAAGCUUUGCACACAGGGCAUUAAAAGGCACAAUGGCCAAGGACCCAGAAACCGUGAUGUAUUUCCUCUCAAGAUUGUCAGAAAAACUAUCUAAAAGAACUGUAAAAGAUUUUAGUAUGAUGCAAGAAAUAAAGAAAAGAAUAAAUCCAAGAAGUUCUGAACUGAUGCCUUGGGAUCACCCUUAUUAUAGUGGUGUGCUUCGUGCAGAAAGGUUUAAUAUAGAGCCAGGCCUGUAUAGCCCAUUUUUUUCUUUGGGAGCCUGUAUGGAUGGUUUGAAUCUGCUUUUCACCCGGUUGUUUGGUGUCUCACUAUGUGUAGAAGAGCCAGAGAAAGGGGAAGUCUGGUCCGAUGAUAUCCGAAAACUGGCUGUGGUUGAUGAAACUGAUGGACUUGUAGGAUACAUUUACUGCGAUUUCUUCUAUAGAUCUGACAAACCUAAUCAGGACUGUCACUUUACAAUCCGGGGUGGCCGAUCAUUGGAGAAUGGGGAGUACCAGCUUCCUGUUGUAGUUUUGAUGCUCAGUCUGCCUCAUCCAACAGCAUCCUCUCCAACGCUUCUAACUCCUGGAAUGAUGGAGAAUCUCUUUCAUGAAAUGGGUCAUGCCAUGCAUUCCAUGCUAGGCAGAACUAGAUACCAACAUGUAACAGGUACAAGAUGUCCGACAGAUUUUGCAGAAGUACCUUCAAUUUUGAUGGAAUACUUUGCCAAUGAUUAUCGUGUGGUGAGGCAGUUUGCAAGGCAUUACCAGACAGGACAGCCAUUGCCUCAGAAUAUGGUUACUCGGCUUUGUGAAUCUAAGAAGCUUUGUGCUGCUGCAGACCUGCAACUUCAGAUCUUCUAUUCAGUCCUGGAUCAAAUCUACCAUGGAAAGUACCCUUUACCAAAAUCAACCACUGAGAUAUUAAAGGAAACCCAAGAAAACUUUUACGGACUGCCAUACGUAGAAAACACGGCAUGGCAACUACGUUUUAGCCACCUUGUUGGAUAUGGUGCUAAGUAUUACUCCUAUCUAAUGUCAAGAGCAGUAGCCUCCAUGGUUUGGAAGCAGUGUUUCAUGAAGGACCCACUUAACAGGAUUAUGGGAGACCGCUAUCGCAGAGAGAUGUUGGCACAUGGUGGCGGAAAAGUACCUAUGUUCAUGGUUGAAGAUAUGCUUCAGAAGAAACCUACAAUGGAUGACUUUGUUGAUGCCUUAGUGGCAGAUCUGGAUUUAAACUUUGAAACAUACUUGGUAGACUCUGAGUAAUUGAUACAUAAGUCUGCAAAAAUAUUUGAAUUACAUCAACAUUCAGGACAUAAUACUGUAUGUGUGUAUAUAUUGUGAUUUAUCGACAUAAUUUCAAUGUCAUUAAUAUUUUGUAGUGAU